AUGACUGAAUCAUUGAGCAACCGUCUACAAAUUCAACUCCGCUCAGCAGACGCAAAAGUCCCAACUAAGGGCUCCAGCACAGCUGCUGGUUACGAUAUCUACGCAUCUCAACCAUGCGUUAUCCCAGCUAGAGGCAGAGGCAUCGCAAAAACUGACAUAUCAUUCACUGUUCCAGUUGGAACCUACGGAAGAAUCGCUCCAAGAUCAGGUCUAGCGGUGAAACACGGCAUACAAACAGGAGCAGGCGUGGUUGACAGAGACUACACUGGAGAAGUAGGUGUUGUGCUAUUCAACCACUCCGAUGAAGAUUUCCAGAUCAACAAAGGUGACCGUGUAGCACAGUUGAUCUUAGAGAAGAUCGUCGAUGAUGCAGAGAUUGCAGUCGUAGAAACCCUACAACAAACCGAACGUGGUGCAGGUGGCUUUGGAUCGACCGGCAAAAACUAG
Molecule: messenger RNA, 447 nt
Organism: Kluyveromyces marxianus DMKU3-1042
Lineage: Eukaryota; Fungi; Ascomycota; Saccharomycetes; Saccharomycetales; Saccharomycetaceae
Gene: DUT1
Product: bifunctional dITP/dUTP diphosphatase
Exons: 1
Coding region: 1-447 (148 amino acids)
Biological process (GO): dUMP biosynthetic process; dUTP catabolic process
Molecular function (GO): dUTP diphosphatase activity; magnesium ion binding
Source: RefSeq, a predicted model, not a curated record